This is a messenger RNA of Oldenlandia corymbosa var. corymbosa, 1674 nucleotides long. Lineage: Eukaryota; Viridiplantae; Streptophyta; Magnoliopsida; Gentianales; Rubiaceae. The record is from the annotation of a GenBank genome assembly.
AUGAAGGCUCUCCUUUUCACCACAAUUUAUGUGUUUUGCUUCAUAAUCUGUGCUGCUGCACAUACUUCAAUUAAUAAGCUUAUCAUCCAUGGAGGAGAACAGCCCCUAGCUCAAAUAGCUAUUCAUAAGACUGUUCUGGCUCUUCGGGAUUCUGCAUCCAUCAAAUCCACUCCUCUAGUUCUUGGUCUAAAUGGUGCAGAUAGUGAAUGGGUUACUGUGGAGCUUUGCAACUCGGAACCAGCUAUUGAUGAUUGGAUUGGAGUUUUCAACCCCAGCCAAGUUCAACCACAAUUGAUAGCGGUUUCCAAUACCAUAGCAUUUGCAAAUCCAAAAGCACCGGUUUAUCCACGACUUGCUCGUGGAAAGGCUUGGGAUGAGAUGACGGUAACAUGGACCAGCGGAUAUAAUAUAGACGAAGCCUAUCCCUUUGUGGAAUGGGGGAUGAAGGGAGAUGCUACACCUAAACGUUCCCCAGCUGGAACAUUAACAUUCAACCAAGGCAGCUUAUGCGGCCCCCCAGCGCGGACUGUUGGGUGGCGUCACCCAGGUUACAUUCACACAAGCUUCUUGAAAGAUUUGUGGCCAAACAUGGAGUACUACUACAAAUUAGGCCACAUUUUGAUGAAUGGUUCAAUCGUUUGGAGCAAAAGUUACAGCUUCCGAGCUUCACCAUUUCCGGGACAAGAAUCUUUGCAACGUGUUAUCAUUUUCGGAGACAUGGGAAAGGCAGAGAGGGAUGGUUCAAAUGAGCAUGCAAACUAUCAGCCCGGGUCACUCAUGACAACUGACCAACUGAUUAAUGAUCUUGACAACAUCGACAUUGUCUUCCUCAUUGGAGAUCUUCCUUAUGCUAAUGGAUACAUUUCGCAGUGGGAUCAAUUUACAGCUCAAGUUGCUCCCAUUACAUCAGUCAAACCUUUUAUGAUCGCCAGUGGGAAUCAUGAGCGAGAUUGGCUGGAUUCAGGAUCAUUUUUUAACACAAAAGAUUCCGGUGGAGAAUGUGGGGUGCCGGCUGAGACCCUUUACUAUUUUCCCGCAGAAAAUAGAGCCAAGUUUUGGUAUCAAACAGAUUACGGGAUGUUUCGUUUCUGCAUAAUCGAUUCGGAGCAUGACUGGAGAGAGGGAUCCGAGCAAUACAAAUUCAUCGAAAAAUGCCUGGCAACGGCAGACAGAAAGCAUCAGCCAUGGUUGAUUUUCGCAGCUCAUCGACCGCUUGGAUAUUCUUCCAAUGAUUGGUACGCUAAUGAAGGUUCAUUUGAAGAGCCAGAGGGAAGAGCACACUUGCAGAAAUUAUGGCAAAAAUACCGUGUCGACAUUGCAUUCUUUGGCCAUGUCCAUAAUUAUGAGAGGGUUUGCCCUAUUUAUCAGAAUCAAUGUGUGAAAGAAGGAACAUCACACUACUCUGGGGUGGUAAAUGGAACCAUCCAUGUCGUUGCGGGAGGAGGAGGAAGUCACUUGUCCCAAUUCACCAAGAUCAAUACUUUCUGGAGUAUUUAUAAAGAUUAUGACUGGGGAUUUGUCAAAUUAACAGCAUUCAAUCGUUCGUCGUUGUUAUUCGAGAACAAGAAAAGUAGUGAUGGAAAGGUUUACGACUCAUUCACGAUCUCAAGAGACUACAGAGAUGUCCUAGCUUGUGUUCAUGAUGGUUGUGAGGCUACAACAUUAGCAACUUGA